ACUGCUCCAUCAAUAUCGGACUUCGUCAUCCUCAAGCCCAUAAGCCGUGGAGCCUAUGGGAAGGUCUUCUUAGGCGCUAAGAAGAACAACAGGAAUCAGCUAUAUGCUAUCAAAGUUAUGUCGAAGUCGGCUAUGCAUAAAAAAAAUCUGAUAAUGGAGUACCUCAUCGGUGGCGAUUUGAAGUCGCUGAUCAUGAUGGCGGGCUACCUGGAUGAAAGGCAUGCUUCACUGUACAUGGCUGAGAUGGUGAUUGCGGUCAAAUACCUUCACGAACACGGGAUCAUCCAUAGGGACCUUAAACCAGACAAUAUUCUCAUUACGGCUAAGGGUCACCUCAAGUUGACCGACUUCGGUCUCUCCUCCGUCAGUUGGUCAAAGGUCCUCUCGCCGGCGGAUGUUCUUUACACACCCUCGGCCACACAGACGCAGCAAGGCUUUCUCCGCACACCUGGUCAAGUCAUCUCCCUCACUACGGAUCUCUCAUUCUUGCUGGGUUUUUUUGGGGCUUUACAGAAGAACUCUCUGCUGACUGAGUCUUCAGAUGCUCCCAGUGAUUCAAAUGUAAUGGUAGGUCUGUCUCCGAUUUCGUCCAUUGGUGGAAGUAAUGAAUGCUACGAUGACAAACUGGAUCUUCGACUACCGCGUAGUUCAUCACCAGCUCACUGUCGCUACGUGUCCUUACCUCAUCUCCGGCGUACUUUUUCAGCUGUAAAGCUUACCUACUCUACCAAAAACUCGCUAGCUUCUUCCUCUUCCAUAAACUCUCUUGAUGCGGAUCAAAGAAGUUGUGCGAAAUCUAUGGAAGACAAUAAUAAGGAGAAUGUACCUUAUACUCCCGGCUUUGAGUUCAAGACUCCCUCUCGACCCCCUCGAAAGGGCAUCAGAACUAAGGCUCCUGCCACCACUUCUUUUGACCACAUUGGCCGGCGAAAACACAUCACUUCGGCCGAUUUCAAUAAUGCCAUAUGUUUGUCUCAAUUGAAUCCCUCCAAACCGAUCAAAUUUGACGAGGGUACGGCACCUCUGGGGGCACAGGUGACACCUCUGAGAACUCCGAGCAGUGACGGCGAAUCUAACGACAUGCCUACUCGCAGCUUUGGUCAUCAGCCAACGCCUGUCCCUGUUGCUCUUCGCUUAACAGGGAUACCAUACGAUCCGCACACCUCGGCCUCCUUUCACUGUGAACCUCGGCAGCCACCAUCGUCCUCAGCUCUACCGUAUUCACGACCGCGGCACGUUCUGGGCACACCAGAAUACCUGGCACCGGAGCUGCUCGCCUUUCCACACUAUCAACAGGCCGCAGAUAACCCUGCCGUUGAUUGGUGGGCGCUAGGAGUGAUCCUCUUUGAAAUGCUCACCGGGGUUUCUCCAUUCGCUGACGAUAACUUGGAGGAUAUAUUUGAUCAUAUCAUCAAAUUGGACAUACCCUGGCCAAACUCCGAGGAGACUCAACUGGAGGAAGGUGGAGGGAUCUCUCCACAGGCUGAGGAGCUCAUAAAAGGUCUUCUGGAGCGUGAACCUACGCGGAGAUUGGAGAUGGCAGAAAACAUCGAGCAGCAUGCCUUUUUCAUUCAAGUGGGACUUUGGAGCAACUUGCAGAAUGUAGCAAUGCCCUUCGUUCCCUGUCCUGAUGGUGACGCUGACACUUGUUACUUUGAGGUGAGGUCUUAA
This is a messenger RNA of Hydatigera taeniaeformis, 1671 nucleotides long. The record is from the annotation of a GenBank genome assembly. Lineage: Eukaryota; Metazoa; Platyhelminthes; Cestoda; Cyclophyllidea; Taeniidae.